AUGAGAAGCUUUUUUUCGCGUUUCAGGAGAUCCGGCCAACCCGACGAUCCUCUAGAGCGGCCAAACGACAAGCGGACGACCCAGAACGGCCACCAGAGACGCCGUACGAGCUCUGUGAGCAGAGCAGCAGCUUUCCUUACGGGUGCAAAGAACUCGUUGCAUAUCCCCAAGACACAGGAACCUCAAAACACCCUGACCUCGCUGCAGAUCUUGGGCAAGAUGGAUUCGGCGUUGGUCGUGCCGCAGGGCUCGUUGAAUAACUCCGCGGGGGAGUCAUUGCCUACCGCCCGCUCUUCUUUCCGAGUCGGCGUGACGGAAGACAAGAAUAAGAAGUGCAGAAGGACGAUGGAGGAUACGCACGCUUAUCUCUACAAUUUCCUAGGAAGUCCCACCCCGGCCAGCCAGGCCGAACUCUCGUUGCGAAGUCACCACCCCAACGAACCCGGCGGAUCGGAGCCCGAGCGAAAGCCGCCUGUCGAAACGGAUAAUGGCUAUUUUGCGAUCUUCGACGGUCAUGCCGGAACAUUUGCCGCGGAGUGGUGUGGGAAGAAACUACAUUUGAUUUUGGAGGAUACCAUUAAAAAUAACCCGAAUGCGCCGGUCCCAAUGCUACUCGACCAGACGUUCACGAUUGUUGACCAGCAAUUAGAGCAGCUGCCUUUGAAGAACAGCGGUUGCACCGCGGUUAUUGCCGUCCUUAGAUGGGAAGAUCGGGCGAUGAAUUCUACGGCGGGGGCUCCAGAUGUUGGAAAUAACAAGUUAAAUAGUGCAGGGGCGGAGGCGGAGAAAGGGGAAGCAUUACGGGUGCAGAACAGCACUUCGAAUGAAGGGUUGUCGGGUAGGGAUGCAAAAACAAGCUCUGAUGGUGCUCGUCAGCGGGUACUGUACACAGCCAAUGUCGGCGAUGCCAGGAUCAUCUUGUGUCGUAACGGGAAGGCUCUGCGGUUGUCCUACGACCAUAAAGGUAGCGAUGAGAAUGAAGGAAUGCGAAUCACAAAUGCGGGUGGUAUGAUUUUGAAUAAUCGUGUAAACGGUGUUCUUGCAGUCACCCGUGCUCUGGGUGAUUCGUACAUGAAGGAUUUUGUUACUGGCCACCCAUUCACAACCGAGACGAUCAUCCAGCCCGACUCCGAUGAGUUUCUAAUAUUGGCCUGUGAUGGACUUUGGGAUGUUUGCUCGGACCAGGAAGCAGUCGAUCUGAUUCGCAACACCCACGACCCCCAAGCCGCCUCCAAGAUCCUAGUCGACCACGCUUUAUCCCGCUUCAGCACCGACAACCUCUCCUGCAUGGUCGUCCGGUUCGACUCCAGCACCCACUCACAGGGACUCAAACCCAACUCCCCCACCCGCGACAGCAGCAGCACUGGCGGCGGCGGCGGCGGCGCCAGCGACGCGGACAAGAACCCACCCCACGCCCGGCAAGAAUUCAUCUCCUCCAGCCAGAAUUCCAAAGCCGGAGGCGGCAGCAGCAGCAAUGCGCCCGCCGACACCGCCGCCGCGGGCAAACGAGAGCCGCCAGAACCGGCCCCGAACGCAACUCCGCCGCGCGAUACGAAGGGCGACGCGAGGGAUCCGACCCCCUCCGCCUCCCCAAGCAGCAUCGGCUCAACGCCCAGUAAAAGCGGCCCCGUGGGGAUAAAAUAG
Ophidiomyces ophidiicola is the source of this 1644-nucleotide messenger RNA. RefSeq names its product mgpp2cl-1, protein phosphatase 2C-like protein 1 (gene MgPP2CL-1). The transcript has 2 exons. The record is from RefSeq and is a predicted model, not a curated record. Gene Ontology annotation, molecular function: cation binding; protein serine/threonine phosphatase activity. NCBI's taxonomy places the organism in Eukaryota, Fungi, Ascomycota, Eurotiomycetes, Onygenales, Onygenaceae. The coding region runs from base 1 to 1644 and encodes 547 amino acids. Gene Ontology annotation, biological process: protein dephosphorylation.